Molecule: messenger RNA, 1059 nt
Organism: Protopterus annectens (West African lungfish)
Lineage: Eukaryota; Metazoa; Chordata; Ceratodontiformes; Protopteridae
Product: adhesion G protein-coupled receptor E1-like
Exons: 8
Coding region: 1-1059 (352 amino acids)
Molecular function (GO): calcium ion binding
Source: RefSeq, a predicted model, not a curated record
AUGAUUCUUAAAGACGCAGAUAUUGAUGAAUGCAGUGACAAGAGUACAUGUCCAAGCAAUGCAUUAUGUCACAACACCAUUGGAAGUUACUAUUGCUUAUGCAAAUCUGGAUUUAAGACUCUCUCAGGAGCAGUGAAUUUCACAAGUCCACGUGACAGGUGUGAAGAUACUGAUGAAUGCAAAGACAAGAGAACAUGUCCUACCAAUGCAUUAUGUCACAACACCAUCGGAAGUUACUAUUGCUUAUGCAAACCUGGAUUUAAGGCUCUCUCAGGAGCAGUGAAUUUCACCAGUGCACGUGAGAGAUGUGAUGAUACUGAUGAAUGCAAUGACAAGAGAACAUGCCCUACCAAUGCAUUAUGUCACAACACCAUCGGAAGUUACUAUUGCUUAUGCAAACCUGGAUUUAAGGCUCUCUCAGGAGCAUUGAAUUUCACCAGUGCACGUGAGAGAUGUGAAGAUACUGAUGAAUGCAAAGACAAGAGAACAUGUCCUAUCAAUGCAUUAUGUCACAACACCAUCGGAAGUUACUAUUGCUUAUGCAAACCUGGAUUUAAGGUUCUCUCAGGAGCACUGAAUUUCACCAGUGCACGUGAGAGAUGUGAAGAUACUGAUGAAUGCAAUGACAAGAAAACAUGCCCUACCAAUGCAUUAUGUCACAACACCAUCGGAAGUUACUAUUGCUUAUGCAAACCUGGAUUUAAGAGUCUCUCAGGAGCACUGAAUUUCACCAGUGCACGUGAGAGAUGUGAAGAUUCUGAUGAAUGCAAUGACAAGAGAACAUGCCCUACCAAUGCAAUAUGUCACAACAGCUUCGGAAGUUACUAUUGCUUAUGCAAACCUGGAUUUAAGGCUAUCUCAGGAGCACUGAAUUUCACCAGUGCACGUGAGAGAUGUGAAGCACUUUUACUUGGAUUUAUUGGCGCACUUUUGCUUGGUUUUAUUGGUGCACUUUUACUUGGAUUUAUUGGUGCACUUUUGCUUGGAUUUAUUGGUGCACUUUUGCUUGGAUUUAUUAGUGAUUUUCAGUGCAUUUCCACAACUGUUUGGUUUAUUUGA